UUCAUUUUUGUUGCCAAACUUGAACAAAGGAUCACCGUCCAUAUCUAUCUUUGCACCUCCAUUGAACCGUCAACGUGCACCCUCACAUACUAUAUAUACUUUACCUCCAACAUUUUCUCAACCCCUCUUUCAAAAAACCCUCGUUCCUCUCUUCUAUAACCUUUAACAAUUUCUCCAAAUCCGUAGAUCUUACGAAUUCAAAGAUGGUGUCGGAUGCGGCGAAGAAGAGAGAUGCGCAGAAGAAGGCGGCAGCAGCUGCUAGGAGAGGAGGUAAAGGUGCGGCAGCGUCUAAAUCGGCUGCGACGGCGUCUAAAUCGGCGGGGGAAAGUAACGGGGUUGAUAAUUUGACGAAUGGAGUAGGGGAUCUACAGAUAUCUGAUCGGACUUGUACGGGUGUUUUGUGUUCACAUCCGCUAUCGAGGGAUAUUCGGAUAGAAUCAUUAUCAGUCACUUUCCACGGACAUGAUCUAAUCGUUGAUUCUGAACUGGAGCUCAACUAUGGCAGACGUUAUGGUUUGUUGGGAUUGAAUGGCUGCGGGAAGUCUACUCUUCUUACCGCUAUAGGGUUGAGGGAACUUCCCAUCCCAGACCACAUGGAUAUUUUUCAUCUUUCUCGGGAGAUUGAUGCCUCUGACAUGACCUCUCUCGAGGCCGUCAUUAAUUGUGAUGAAGAGAGGUUGCAAUUGGAGAAAGAAGCUGAAGCUUUGGCUGCACAGGAUGAUGGUGGUGGAGAGCAACUUGAACGGAUCUAUGAGCGUUUAGAAGCUAUGGAUGCUGCCACUGCUGAGAAGCGUGCUGCUGAAAUCUUGUUUGGGCUUGGAUUUGAUAAGAAAAUGCAAGCAAAGAAAACACGCGAUUUUUCUGGUGGCUGGAGAAUGAGGAUUGCUCUUGCCCGUGCCCUCUUUAUGAAUCCAACAAUUUUGUUGCUUGAUGAGCCAACAAACCAUCUUGACCUAGAAGCCUGUGUGUGGUUAGAAGAAUCCUUGAAGAACUUUGAGCGUAUUCUGGUUGUCAUUUCACACUCACAGGAUUUUCUCAAUGGUGUGUGUACCAAUAUCAUCCACAUGCAAAACAAGAAGUUGAAACUCUAUACAGGUAACUACGACCAAUAUGUGCAAACCCGUUCAGAGCUGGAAGAGAACCAGAUGAAACAGUACAAGUGGGAGCAGGAGCAGAUUUCUGCAAUGAAGGAAUACAUUGCUCGCUUUGGGCACGGUUCAGCUAAACUAGCCCGUCAAGCACAGAGUAAAGAGAAGACAUUGGCUAAGAUGGAGCGUGGUGGGCUUACUGAGAAGGUGGGGAGGGACAGCGUCCUGGUUUUCCGGUUUACUGAUGUCGGCAAACUUCCUCCUCCAGUUCUACAGUUUUCUGAAGUUGCUUUUGGCUACACACCUGAUAACCUCAUCUACAAGAACCUUGAUUUUGGUGUAGAUCUCGACUCCAGGGUAGCACUUGUAGGGCCUAAUGGAGCUGGAAAGAGCACACUGCUUAAGCUGAUGAUAGGGGAGUUAUUUCCCACUGAUGGCAUGGUUAAGCGGCAUAAUCACCUAAAAAUUGCACAGUACCACCAGCACUUGACUGAGAAGCUAGACAUGGAGGUGUCAGCUCUUUUGUACAUGAUGAGAGAGUACCCUGGGAAUGAGGAGGAGAAGAUGAGGGCAGCAAUUGGGAGGUUUGGACUCACAGGUAAAGCUCAAGUAAUGGCUAUGAAGAACUUGUCAGAUGGUCAACGUAGUCGGGUGAUCUUUGCAUGGUUGGCUUUUAGACAACCCCACAUGCUGCUGUUGGAUGAGCCAACCAACCAUCUUGAUAUUGAGACCAUUGACUCACUUGCAGAGGCCUUGAACGCAUGGGAUGGUGGGAUGGUUCUAGUGAGUCACGACUUUAGGCUCAUAAAUCAGGUGGCCCAUGAGAUAUGGGUAUGUGAAAAUCAGGCUGUGACACGAUGGGAGGGUGGCAUCAUGGAGUUCAAGAAACACUUGAAGAAAAGGGCUGGAUUGGGUGAUUAAAAGUAAGAUCUCUGUGUUAUAUUAGAAAGUGUGAUGGUAUCACUAUUUCCUCUUGGUGGUUCAGUGCCAAGGCGUAAUGGUGAAACAUCAGCAGGCUCCCAUCACGGUAGCUGAGGGGAGAAAGUAAAGGCUUCUUGAUCACCAGUAAGACCUAAGUGACGUUAGCUAAGACCACACCUGGUGCUAGAGAGAGAGUAAGUGAUCGAACCAUGGUCACCGACUGUUUGAACUCUGGUUAUUGUUCGGGCUUAGUCCACUAUUUUUGUCGUCCAUUUUACUCUAAUUACAUAUUACCCUAGGUUUUGGAGAGCAUACAUUACAGCUUAUUCCUUAUGUCAUUUCUAUUCUAUAUCAUUGCUAUGAUGUACUUCGAAUUUUGGAAUUCUGA
Messenger RNA from Solanum verrucosum, 2397 nucleotides. RefSeq names its product ABC transporter F family member 1. The coding region runs from base 204 to 2009 and encodes 601 amino acids. The record is from RefSeq and is a predicted model, not a curated record. Gene Ontology annotation, molecular function: ATP binding; ATP hydrolysis activity. Lineage: Eukaryota; Viridiplantae; Streptophyta; Magnoliopsida; Solanales; Solanaceae. The transcript is spliced from 6 exons.